Raphanus sativus (radish) is the source of this 1656-nucleotide messenger RNA. RefSeq names its product plant UBX domain-containing protein 10. The transcript has 4 exons. The coding region runs from base 106 to 1500 and encodes 464 amino acids. Gene Ontology annotation, cellular component: endoplasmic reticulum. Gene Ontology annotation, molecular function: ubiquitin binding. The record is from RefSeq and is a predicted model, not a curated record. Lineage: Eukaryota; Viridiplantae; Streptophyta; Magnoliopsida; Brassicales; Brassicaceae.
GUCAUUAUUCGGCACAGUUUUCUAGAUUCGAGAGAAGAGAGAUAAAGAGAUAGCAAAAGAAAGAGAGAGAGAGAGAGAGAGAGAAAGGAAGUGAAAAAGAUCUUAAUGGUGGACGUAGCCGACAAAUUGGGUUACUUCCAAGCGAUAACAGGUCUGGAAGAUGCGGAUUUAUGCACAGAGAUCCUCCAAGCUCAUGGCUGGGACCUCGAACUCGCUAUCUCCUCCUUCACUUCAUCAUCAUCAUCAUCAUCUGACCCACUCCAUAACCACCCUUCGUCUUCCCGCGAUCACAAUCGCGAACUCUUUACUGAAUUCGAAGAUGACCCUGCUUUUAACGACGAGGACGGGAGACCUCCGGGAAUCGCUUGGAAGAUCAUAACUUUACCCGUUUCGAUUGUCUCCGGUAGCUUAGGGUUAGCUUCUACCGCGAUCGGGUUCGGAUUCCGGGUCGCCGGUGGAGCUCUGACGUAUUCGCUUGGCAUGUUAGGGUUUGGAUCAGGUCGUAGUGGUGGGUCUGGGUCUGGGUCUGAGUCGGUUUCUUUAUCGGCAGGUGAAGAAGCAAUGGAGUUCAUUUCCUUGUUCGAUAGAGAUUACGGGAGAAACCCUUGUUUUGUAUCCGAAGGUUUCAUGGACGCGCUUCAGCGAUCUAGGACCCAGUUUAAGCUCUUGUUUGUUUACUUGCACUCUCCCGAUCAUCCCGAUACGCCGCCGUUUUGCGAUAGAACGCUUUGCAACGAAGGUGUUGUCGCGUUUUUAAAUGAGAAUUUUGUGGCUUGGGGUGCUAGUGUACGAUCUAGCGAAGGGUUUAAGAUGAGUAAUAGCUUCAAGGCUUCCAGGUUUCCCUUUUGCGCUGUCGUUAUGCCUGCUGCUAAUCACAGAAUCGCUCUCCUUCACCAGGUGGAAGGACCGACGACUCCAGAAGAAAUGAUUGCUAUGAUGCAAAGAGUUGUAGAAGAUAGUUCAACUGUUCUAGUUACUGCAAGGGUUGAGGCAGAGGAAAGAAGAAACAAUUUGCGUCUGAGAGAGGAACAAGAUGCUGCUUACAGGGCUGCUCUUGAAGCCGAUCAAGCAAGGGAGCAAGAGAGAUUGGAAGAGCAAGAGCGUAUAGAGAGGGAAGCUGCUGAGGCAGAGAUGAAACGCAAAGAAGAGGAUGAAGCUCGGGAGAGAGCAGAGCGUGAAGGUGCAGAGAGAGAAGCUGCUAGAGUGAGAAUGAGACAAGAGAAAGCUCUUGCUCUUGGAGAUGAACCUGAGAAAGGUCCUGAUGUCACACAAGUUUUGGUACGGUUUCCGAAUGGAGAAAGAAAAGGGAGGAGGUUUGAAAGCAACACCAAGAUACAGACACUAUACGACUACGUUGAUUCACUUGGAGUGCUGGAAACAGAAGACUAUAGCUUAAUAACAAACUUCCCAAGAACUUUGUACGGAAGAGACAAAGAGUCGAUGUCACUAAAAGAUGCAGGUUUGCAUCCUCAGGCUAGUCUCUUCAUUGAGAUCAACUAAACUUUCAGAUUCUUCUGUUUCUUUCUUCUUUACCCUUCUUUGUCAUUGUUUUAGUCUCUUUUUUUUAAAUAAUUAGUUUUGUUGUUUCAAUGAUCCGAUGGACAAGAUUACAUAUAUAACACACCCAAUAUAUUUAGAAGCUAUGUUACAAUUUGA